Messenger RNA from Selaginella moellendorffii, 2605 nucleotides. RefSeq names its product vacuolar protein sorting-associated protein 35B. The record is from RefSeq and is a predicted model, not a curated record. NCBI's taxonomy places the organism in Eukaryota, Viridiplantae, Streptophyta, Lycopodiopsida, Selaginellales, Selaginellaceae. Gene Ontology annotation, biological process: retrograde transport, endosome to Golgi; intracellular protein transport. The transcript has 19 exons. Bases 105 to 2525 code for a protein of 806 amino acids. Gene Ontology annotation, cellular component: late endosome; retromer complex; retromer, cargo-selective complex.
UACUUUAGGGUUCUUCGUGGCGUGGGCUCGCUCCAGAUGAUUCGUUUGUGAGGUAUUGGCCUAGAUCUUCGCUCUCCAGACGCUAGAUCUCGGGGGAUCUGGCCAUGGCGGCGGCGGACGCUGUCACUGCAGCUGAAGAGCAGGACAAAUGGCUCGCGGAUGCCAUGGCUCUGGUCCAGCACAAUGCCUUCUUCAUGCAUCGGGCGCUGGAUAACAACAACUUGAGAGAUGCUUUGAAGUACUCUGCGCAAAUGCUAUCGGAGCUUCGCACCUCCAAAUUGUCUCCACAGAAGUACUACGAGCUGUAUAUGAAGAGUUUUGACGAGCUUCGGAAGCUCGAGUUCUUCUUCAAGGACGAGACGAAAAGAGGCCGCACGAAUGCCGAUCUCUACGAGCUUGUUCAGCACGCUGGCAACAUCUUACCGAGGCUGUACCUGCUUAUUACAGUAGGCUCGGUGUACAUAAAUUCCAAGGAAGCUCCCGCAAAGGACGUCCUGAAGGAUUUGGUUGAAAUGAGCCGUGGUGUCCAGCAUCCCAUUCGUGGUUUGUUCCUGAGAAGCUACUUGGCUCAAGUCAGUCGCGACAAGCUACCAGACGUUGGCUCCGAAUACGAAGGGUAUGUUUUUAAGUUUGCCGUUGCUAAGCUCACAACGCAAUGCAGGGAAGGAGGUAGUGUCAAUGAUGCCGUGGAGUUUGUGCUUCAGAAUUUCACGGAAAUGAAUAAGCUCUGGGUCCGGAUGCAACACCAGGGACCCGCUCGGGAGAAGGAAAAGCGAGAAAAGGAGAGGAGACAGCUGCGAGAUUUGGUUGGGAAAAAUCUUCACGUUCUAAGUCAGCUUGAAGGUGUAGAUCUUGCAAUGUACAGGGAUGUGGUCCUCCCAAGAGUGCUCGAACAGGUUGUUAAUUGCAAAGACGAAAUCGCACAGUACUAUUUGAUGGACUGUAUCAUCCAAGUGUUCCCCGAUGAGUUUCACCUGCAAACUUUAGAAUCUCUUCUAGGAGCAUGCCCCCAGCUACAGACCACUGUUGAUGUCAAGACGGUAAUGGCACAACUUAUGGACAGGCUUUCGAACUAUGUCGCCUCUACACCAGAUGUCCUACCGGAGAUUUUACAAGUAGAAGCUUUUGGCAAACUCAGCACUGCUACCAUGAAGGUUAUAGAUGCUCAACCUGACAUGCCGCUUGUAGGUGCUGUUAGUCUUUUUGUGGCUUUGUUAACCUUUACUUUGAGAGUACACGCUGAUCGUCUGGACUAUGUCGACCAAGUUUUGGGUGCCUGCUUUAAGAAGCUUGAAGGAAGGGGGAAGGUUAAAGACAGCAAGGCUACUAAACAGAUUGUGGCCUUGUUGAGUGCACCUCUAGAGAAGUACAAUGACGUUGUCACUGUGUUGAAGCUUACGAAUUAUCCACGGGUUAUGGACCACCUGGAUUAUGAAACGAACAAGAGUAUGGCAGUGACUAUUAUCCAGUUCAUUAUGAAAAACAACACGCUUAUAUCGAGUGUUGAUAAGGUGGAGGCACUUUUUGAGCUUUUAAAAGAACUUAUCAAAGACAGUGAAGGGAAUCCCGCGUUAGACGAGAUUGAUGAAGAAGACUUUCAAGAGGAGCAAAACCUUGUUGCUAAACUAGUACAUCUUCUAAAGAACGAUGAUGACACAGAAAUGUUUAAGAUUCUGGAAGCAGCUACAAAACACUUUACAGAAGGAGGUUCAAAGCGUCUCUCCUUGACUCUACCUUCACUCGUAUUCUCGGCAUUGAAGUUUGUGCGACAAUUACAAUUCCGAAAUGCAACGGACGAAAGCCCGGUUUCUCCAAAGAAAGUUUUCCAAUAUCUGCAUCAGACGAUUGAAUCGCUAUCAACAGUGCCUGCUCCGGAGCUGGCAUUACGUUUAUAUCUUCAGUGCGCGGAGGCUGCCAGUGACUGUGACUUGGAGCCUGUUGCCUAUGAGUUCUUUACGCAAGCGUUUAUGCUUUACGAAGAAGAGAUCGCUGACUCUAAAGCACAAAUCACGGCAAUGCACCUGAUCAUCGGGACAUUGCAGAGAACUACUGUCUUUGGGGUAGAAAACAGAGACACGCUCACUCACAAAGCUACAGGGUACUCGGCGAAAUUGCUAAGAAAACCGGAUCAAUGUCGUGCCGUGUAUGCUUGCUCGCAUUUGUUCUGGAACGACGACGGUGGGACUCAAGACGGGGAGAGGGUGCUACUGUGCUUAAAGCGAGCUCUCAGAAUCGCCAAUGCUGCUCAGCAAGUGUCCAGUGCAAGCAGGGGAAGCAGCGGACCAGUCACUCUCUUCGUUGAGAUACUGAACAAGUACCUCUACUACUUCGAGAAAGGCGUCCCGGCUGUAGCGAGCAGCCUUGUCCAGGGACUCCUGGAGCUGAUCAUGACGGAGACUCAAAGCGAGAAAACAUCCAAAGACGCGGCUGUGGAUGCUUUCUUCGCAAGCACGAUGAGGUACAUACAGUCCCAGAAACAAAAGAGCGAUGCGUCUGGAGAGCGGUAUGGUACCAUUCAGAUAUAGCGCGGUGGAAAAAAAAAAAAAAAGAAGGCUCGUUGUGUAUAUCCUCCCAUUCCAAAUAAGCGAAAUUUUUUUUAAGCGAA